AUGGGAUUGAGCGGGGUCAGCUUGAGCAUCCAAAAACGUUUGGCAUCUUCCGUCCUUAAGUGCGGUCAGCGCAAGAUCUGGCUUGACCCCAAUGAGGUCAACGAGAUCUCCAACGCCAACUCCCGCGCUAACAUCCGCAAGCUCGUCAAGGAUGGUCUCAUCAUCCGCAAGCCCGAGGUUAGCCACUCCCGUUUCCGUGUCCGUGUCCACGCCGCUGCCAAGCGUCUCGGUCGCCACAUGGGUUACGGUAAGCGUAAGGGUACCGCCGAUGCCCGUAUGUCCUCCCAGGUCAUCUGGAUGCGUCGCAUGCGUGUUCUCCGUCGUUUGUUGGCCAAGUACCGCGAGGCUGGCAAGAUCGAUAAGCACCUUUACCACUCUCUUUACCUCAAGUCCAAGGGUAACGGCUUCAAGAACAAGCGUGUCUUGAUGGAGUACAUCCACAAGGCCAAGGCUGAGAAGCUUAGAGCCAAGACCCUCAACGAGCAGUCCGAGGCUCUCCGUGCCAAGAACAAGGCUCUCCGUGAGCGUCGCAAGCUUAAGGCUGAGGAGAAGAAGGCUUCCAUUGGUGCUGAGCAGUAAAGAGGUUGCUGGAUCAAAAGUUUUAAUAAAUAAAAACACGCAUACACAGCUUUACAUUUAAUAUGAU
Molecule: messenger RNA, 646 nt
Organism: Phycomyces blakesleeanus NRRL 1555(-)
Lineage: Eukaryota; Fungi; Mucoromycota; Mucoromycetes; Mucorales; Phycomycetaceae
Exons: 3
Coding region: 1-579 (192 amino acids)
Biological process (GO): translation
Cellular component (GO): cytosolic large ribosomal subunit; ribosome
Molecular function (GO): structural constituent of ribosome; RNA binding
Source: RefSeq, a predicted model, not a curated record